Molecule: messenger RNA, 6226 nt
Organism: Dreissena polymorpha
Lineage: Eukaryota; Metazoa; Mollusca; Bivalvia; Myida; Dreissenidae
Product: sperm flagellar protein 1-like
Exons: 9
Coding region: 346-1266 (306 amino acids)
Biological process (GO): regulation of cytoskeleton organization
Cellular component (GO): axoneme
Molecular function (GO): microtubule binding
Source: RefSeq, a predicted model, not a curated record
ACGAACAAAAAAUGAUAAAGUGAAAAAUGUGAAUUUAAGAUCUGCAUACCUUCAUACAAAAACCCCUAUAAUGUGUUUUUGUUGUUGUUGUUUUACCAUUGUUUUGAGGUUCUGACAAUACUGAUUCGGCUGGUAGAUCAUUACUUUUGUAAAUUUAAGUAGGUACGAUAUGCAGGUGCUCCAGAUGAAUCAUGGGAAGCCUCGUUACCGAGAUAAACAAAUGUCUGACUAAACAUCGUGUUGUUAUAAAAAUAUUUUGUCUGUUACUUAAGAUCUCUGUUUAACAUUUAUUUCACGUUAUCAGUGUAUGUGUGUGUGAGUGUGUGACUUUUAUAAAUAAACAGAAUGCCACCAAAAACUAAAGGUGGCAAAGCUCCACAAGUAACUGAAGAACAGAGAGUUCAAGAAAAAAUGGAGGAACCACUUGAUGAACAAGAAUUGGAAUCUUUGUAUGCAUGGGUUGACGGCAUUCCUUUAUCUCGACCGAAACGGAAUAUCAGUAGAGAUUUUGCAGAUGGCGUGCUAGUUGCAGAGAUAGUUAAGCAUUUUUUCCCUGAAGAGGGGAUAGUUGAAUUACACAACUAUACAGCAGCAAAUGCUACAAAUAAAAAGAAGGAAAAUUGGUAUUAUCUUAACAGGCGUGUGUUUUCACGUUUGAACUUUGAACUCGCUGAAGACGUGAUAAAUGACCUUGUGGCGUGCAAGCCGGGCAUGAUCGAGAAAGUUCUGCUCAUGCUGCAGGUGAAAAUCAAACGGGCCGAGUAUGCCCGAGGGCGACAGAAUGACAAACCAGAGGCUGACCAACACCAUAAUAUGUCCUCCCCGGGCCGUAAGGACAGCAAGCUGAUCAAGGUGGGAAUGGAGGACACAAAAGGAAGCCGCUUCAUCAAGACCAAACAAUACUCUAAUACUAGUGGUUUCACUCAGCAGAUUGACGACUAUGGCCAUGUAAUUACCCAUCGCUACCUUGACAACAGGGGAUGGAACUCUGGAAAUCAAGAUCAAAAACCUUCUCCAAGGAAAGUAGUUGCGCCGCCCAAUAAUGUGAUACCAAAGCGGCGCCCUGGGCCGGUAGCCGAGUCGGACGUGGUGCCAAGAUAUGUGAUUGAGGAGAAGGAACAGGAAGUCCUAUCUCGAGAUGAAACUAUACAAAUUUUACAAGCCAAAAUAUCCAGAUUAGAGCACUUGCUCCACUUAAAAGAUAUGCGCAUAGAUGACCUUCAAAAUCGUGUUGAGGCCACUAGACCCACUGGCGUCAGGAGAUGAAUUUAACACAUCCUACACAACCUUAUUUUAAUGCAGAUGUUGCAGUCAAAGAUAUCGAAGAUGGAACAACUGUUACAGCUGAAAGACCUGCGUAUAGCCGACCUUACACAGAACCCCCUCCCUCCCAACCGACCUUCUCAUCAAUAUAGACCACAUCCCAGCCAGGAUAGUCGCUAUAGCAACCAGUCAGACAAUUAUAAUCUCUAUGACAAACACUCUGGCAAUGAAAACCAGUACAGCAAACAAUACCAAUAUGAUGAUCACAGACUCAGACAGGCGAGUUAUGACAAUCAGAAAUAUGGAUACUACUAACUUGAUAUAAAAAAUUAUAUGAGGCACCUUUGUAUCUUGCCGAUAUCAGUGUAGAGGUAUGAUAAAUUAUAUAUAUGCAUUAACAUAUAUCGUAUUUAAUCAAAACAGUGAGAGUUAUUGCCCUUGAUUUGUUUACUUAAUGUCUUCAGUGGGGCUUUUUGAAAACCUCUUGCCAGUAUGAUUGGCUUUUAUUUAAUUUCACUGAAACUAAGGAUUGUAUUGGACAUUGUAUGCAUAUAACCCUUUUCUACUUAGAAGCAAAGUGAAAAUGGCUGUGUGCAAACAGCAUAAAACCAGAACAGCCUGCGAGUAACUCAGUCUGUUCAGGUUUUAUGCUGUCUGCUACUCAUCAGUAUCUUAAAGUUGGAAAUGAAGCCUUUCAAACUUGAAUAUAUUAAGAAAGGACUUGACUUUAAUUUGAUUUUCUAAAGGACUUUAAAUGCGUCAAAGUGUGUUUCUGAGUGGUAAAGGGAUACAUUUGUUUUUGUAUGAAGAUCAGCAACUCCAUAUCCAUAUCUUCCUAUAUGAAGAUCAGCAACCGUUGUUCCAUAUCUUCCUAUGCUUUCUAUGAAGAUCAGCAACCGUUGUUCCAUAUCUUCCCAUGCUUUCUUUAGUAACUCAUGUAUAUAUUCACUCACACAUUUCAUUGUACUAAUAGCAUGCAUCUGUAUUAUGUUUACUUAUUUAUUGACCAGAUUUUUUUUAUGCAUUGCUUACAUAAGUUUGUAUAAGGAAACAUUAUUUCCCGAAUUCUUUUGCCUGCUUACAUUUCAAUGUUGUUUGCAAUUAUGUAUAUUCAAACACAAAUCAUUUGAUGUUGUUUGGUGUACCGGUAAUGCAAUGAUUACUGGAAAUGUUGAUAAUUUUUAAGAACAUAUACCAAACAAAUGUUCUAUCCUCAUGUGUAAACAAGGUAAUUUCCAUUUUCAUUUUUGGGUUGCAACAAUAAUUUCCGGCUAAAAAAUGAGUGCCUUUUACCUUAAACAAAUUUUUUAUUCAUACUUAGAUUAUUUACAACCUAUUUGUGCGUGUUCUAUACAUUUUUUUUAAGAUUUCACAUUAUUAGAAGUGCUAACAUAUUUAUCUUUUGUAUCCCUCAUGCAAAAUCAAAAUUAAUUCUAGUGUAAGUUUUGAAGUCAUUCUGGAAUUUUGCCCAUGAAUAACACUGAAAACAGACAUAGUAUAUUGGUCUUUUUGUAAAUUGAAACAAUAAUUUUCUGGUUAUCCUGUGUUACUAAAUGCUCCGUCCAUUUUGUUGUAAAUACUAUAAAUCAAAAUUUGUAUAAUGGGGUUUCAUUAUUGAGUGUUGAUGCACAUAUUGCUCUUCUAUAAAGUUGUCAUAAGUCAUAGUUAUUUGUAUUUUUUUCUAUUGAUUUAGUGCAUUGUAACCUGUCACUUCAUUGUAUGUUAUCCAAUACCUCAUUAUGCCUUUUUAGAUAACUAUGACAGCCAUGCCUCUAAUCAGUUCAACUUAAAGAAGAAUGCCAUUCUGUAAAUAUUGUUAAAAUGUUGCUAUUAAUGUUUUUUUUGUAUCAUAGGAUUCAUUACCUUGUGAUAUGUCUUGAAUGAAUUCAAGGAUAUUGGAGUGCUCCAGCAAAUUUUUUGAGAGUUCAUGAACAUAGUUUGGAACAUUACAGGUCCUAGCUUAUUUUUGGCAGGCAAAUCAAUUACAUGUACCAGGUUCAUUUUCAUGAGAUUUUAGCACUGCUUUAUUAAUCUGAAUGUAAAUUGUAUUGCAGAAAUCAAACAUACAAACAUUAAAAUAAUAUAAAUAUAUUUUAAUUGUAUAAUAUACUUACUUCAAAAUGGAAAUAUAAUUUUGCAAUACGUAUGAAGUAAACAUUAUUAAUAAACUGUUUUAUAACAUGACCUACGCGCCAGGAGUGAAAUAACGUAAUGCUCAUUUUUGUUUAUUACAUGGGUGUUAUUACACUAGUUAUAUAACUGUUAAAUGACGUCAUUUUUUGACGAAAUGACGUCAUUAUUCCAGCGAAUUUUGUCAGUAAAACGUUUUUACAAUGUAAAUAAACAGUGAAAAGAACAUAAAAUAAAAAAGAAAUUUGUUGGUCAUGUUAUAAAUAGAAUCUUAGAUUCGUGGUCAUUUUGUAUUGAAUUUAUUAAACUCGUCAUCUAAAUAAUCAUUAUUUAGAUGACUCGUUUAAUAAAUUCAAUACUAAACGACCACUCAUGCAAGAUCCUAUAUAUAUGUUCAAGUUAACGUUGAUAUGAUAUUGAAAAUGAUAUGUUAAGAAUGUGACUAUCUUACAGAAGUAUCAGAAGGGGUAAUCAAGUGACGAUCAGGAUGGUGACGUCCAUGCCAAAACUGGUAUUUUUCCCUGUUUUAUACCCUUUAUUAUGCUCCCUCAAAAUUUAUUCUGGGGGGAGCAUAUAGUCUCCGCUUCGUCUGUCCGAGUGUGUGUGUCUGUCUGUCCGUCCGUGUAUAAUUUUUGUCCGGGCUAUUUCUCAGCAACUAAUGAACGGAAUUCAAUGAAACUUUAUGGGAAGCUUCACUACCAAGAGGAGAUGUGCAUAUUAUCAGCGGGUUCUGGUCGGAUGCUUUUUCACAGAGUUAUGGCCCUUUGAAAUUUUCUAAAAAAAAAUUAUUGUCCCCCCAACUACUGUGCCCUCAAAACGUUUCCUUUUAUCUGAAUAUAUAGUGCAAUAUUGUGACAAAAAAACCUUUGGGGAGCAUCACCCGUUUCCGACGGUUUCUUGUUACUUUUGUUUAUUGUUUAAAUGCUGCUCACUUUCCAGCCAUAUUAAUAAGAAUAGUGAUUAGCGUUUAUUUCUUAUUACCGGUAAUAUUCACUUUUGAUCUCGACUUUAAUCGCUACAAAUUUUUUUUUGUGGGAGCUGUAAUUUUGGGAUGCCGCUAAGAAAAUUUGUAGCGAGUAAAGUCGAGAUAUAGAGCAAAUAUUAAUACGAAAUAAACACGUUGACAGCACUUUCCAAUUGCUGAUAAGGCAGGAAAGUGAGCAGCAUUUACAAAAUUAAUGUAAGUAAUAAAGGGUGUACAAUGGCAAAAAAUCCAUGUCUCGGCAUGGACGUUGCCAUCUUGACUUCCUUUAUAUAAUCACUUAGCCCCUCUGAGCAUUGAGAACAAAAAUAACAUAAACUUCAUACAUGUCUUUAAAACAUUUUUUUUUGGGUAUGAACUUUUAUUAUAAAACAUUUAGUCAUUUUAUGUAUGAAAUGUCUUGUCACAGAGCUUUGUUCACAUUUUGGCUGUGUAUUUUAUUUGACGCCAAGUAGACACACACAUCCAAACAAACUUUAUUUUGCAAGUUGCAUAUUGUCUGUGAAUUGAUACUGGUGUUUGUAGAAUACUGGGUUUAGAAAGUAUGAAAUUUGGGUAAUAAAGAUUAAAAAAAGACAUGAGUUAUGUGAUCUUGAAGUUAAUUAUAAUAAGUAAAACUGAAUAAUUUCUGAUGUCAGUACAGAAUACAUGCAUAACUUAUACUUGGCAUCUGUUAACUGUUUAAAGUGAUUGGUGUUGCAAUGGCUAAUAUUGCAACAAGAUUGAUUACUUAAUGUGAUUGGCAGAUGGAACCAGAGGUGCAACAUUUUGAAGGCUGUAUUUUAACCUUCAAUGCCGCAGUACUUUGAACAUGAAAAAAAUGUGGUUCUUCAGUGCAACAUUUGGAUUCAUGUUCGUAAAAAAAAAUGUGAAUUUUGCCAAGGAUUCUUUUAGUCUUUAAUGCAUCUCAACACAGUGUUUAGAAAAUAUUUUCAUGUACAACAGCUCACAAAAUGUAAGCAGAAUUAAUCGUGGUGGAGAUGAACUGCAUAUGAAGUUUCAAGAAAAAACGCUGAUGUAAAAGUUACCUUGAAACUAGAGGACCCUGAGGAUCCCUGAACCUCACAUUUUUUGACAAAAUGACGUCAUUAUUCCAGCGAAUUUCGUCAGUAAAACAUUUUUACAAUGUAAAUAAACAGUGAAAAGAACAUAAAAUAAAAAGAAAAUUUGUUGGUCAUGUUAUAAAUAGAAUCUUAGAUUCGUGGUCAUUUUGUAUUGAAUUUAUUAAACUCAUCAUCUAAAUAAAGAUAAAAACUCGGCAAGCCUCGUUUUUAUCUUGAUUUAGAUGACUCGUUUAAUAAAUUCAAUACAAAACAACCACUCGUGCAAGAUCCUAUAUAUAUGUUCAAGUUAACGUUGAUAUGAAAUUGAAAAUGAUAUGUUAAGAAUGUGACUAUCAAACAGAAGUAUCAGAAGGGGUAAUCACGUGACGAUCAGGAUGGUGACGUCUAUGUCAAAACUGGUAUUUUUCCCUGUUUUAUACCCUUUAUUAUGCUCCCUCAAAAUUUAUUUUGGGGGGAGCAUAUAGUCCCCGCUUCGUCUGUCCGUGUGUGUGUCUGUCUGUCCGUCCGUCCACAAUUUUUGUCCGGGCUAUUUCUCAGCAACUAAUGACCGGAAUUCAAUGAAACUUUAUGGGAAGCUUCACUACCAAGAGGAGAUGUGCAUAUUAUCAGGGGGUUCUGGUCGGAUGCUUUUUCACAGAGUUAUGGCCCUUUGAAAUUUUAUAAAAAAAAUUCUUGUCCCCCCAACUACUGUGCCCUCAAGACGUUUUCUUUUAUCUGAAUAUAUAGUGCAAUAUUGUGACAAAAAAACAACUUUGGGGAGCAUCACCUGUUUCCGACGGUAUCUUGU